GGGGCUGAAAUUCUUCACCAGGAGUUCACGCGCAGACAGGAACUUGCUGGUCGUCCAGUUGGCAAACCGACGGAGUUGUCUUCGAAAACUUGUGGGCUCAAAACAAACCAUUAUGACUUCGACGAACAUGUUUCAAGGGUUAGCCACGGGUACAAAACCAAGUUCCAGGGUCUUGCAGCCUCCUGGAGGUGGCUCCAGUAACUUGUUUGGGGGCUAUGAAGACGACUCUGCAGCAUUAAGAAGACCUAAUAAGAUGGCCUCCAAAUUGUUUGCUCCACCAGAGGAGGUCCAGAGUGGACCCAAGCGCUCCAAUCCUCCAGGUGGGAAGAGUAGCGGAAUAUUCGGGGAUCCUGAGCCUCAAGCUCGGCAACAGAGACACAAAGCUCCCGGUGGGCCGACCAGUAACAUAUUCGGUGCUCCGGAGAGUGCACCCGCCCAAACCGCAAACCGAAUGCACCCAAAUAAGCCAAAGGACAAUCUAGGUGUGGAACCUGAACCUAAAUCAUCACCUGCACCAGAAGCUACCAUCACCCAACCUGAAGUGAAGGAGGAGGUGCCGCCGCCAUCUCUGCUGCCAGCCAAGGAAGAGCCUGCUGCAGCCCCAGCCUCCCCUGAGCCUGAGCCCCGCUCUCCUCCUUCCUCCUCGUCCCCACCUGCUGAGGAGACGAGUCCUGAUGGUGACGGGAAGAACCACGAGCCGCACCUGGGACCCAAGCCUCGCUCGCACAACAGGGUCCUCAACCCCCCCGGUGGGAAGUCCAGUGUGGUAUUCUUCUGAUCAGCUAAACACACAUCUCCUUGUCUGCUCCCCUGUCAAUCUUUUCUCAUUCCAACGCCGCCCCCCCCCCCCCCCCUCCCACAUUCACUUCACCCGUACAUUUAGACACAGCGCAGGACGGUUUUGUUCUCAUCGGAUUCCGAUGCAAAUAUGCCGUCAACGUCUUGCACUUUCAGCCCCAUUUCUUUCUUCCAGCUAUUUCCCCAGUUCUUCUUCAACGAAAUCUACUGCAAUCAUUCAAUCUCCAAUCAACAGGCCAGAUAUUAGCUAAUCACUUUAUCUGUCACACUGUUUGAUCGCAAUCAUUGCCGUUACUCAUUUGUUUCCUUCUGUGUUUUGCCCACAGUUUAUCAUAUUUUCAGCGCUUUGGCGCCUCACGGGUGGUUAAGACGUUGGCGUGCUUGUACAAUUGUCAGCUUUAAACGGUUAUCGAUUUAAAUUGUUUGGUAUAAAAUAAUAAUUCAAACAUUAGCUUUAAAUUUGAAGUUGUUUGUUUUAAACCUUAACAUGUAGCUGUUUCAUCAGGAUGGGGUGGAUACAUCACUGAUGUAAUGUUUCAAAU
This is a messenger RNA of Pungitius pungitius (ninespine stickleback), 1340 nucleotides long. RefSeq names its product Jupiter microtubule associated homolog 2 (gene jpt2). Lineage: Eukaryota; Metazoa; Chordata; Actinopteri; Perciformes; Gasterosteidae. Gene Ontology annotation, cellular component: nucleus. Bases 113 to 778 code for a protein of 221 amino acids. The record is from RefSeq and is a predicted model, not a curated record. The transcript is spliced from 5 exons.